AUGCAUGGGAUGCUCUCGCGGGCUGCUGCUAAGCCUGGGAGUCAGCAAGCGUCUUCACCGACAUCGCUGACUAAGGAGUUUGUGCUUCGCGUCGGCUCUGUCGUACAGGUGCUGCCCGGACGACAAUUCCCCUCCUUUUCAUCUGGGGAUGUGGGAGUGGUUAAGCGAGUGGAUGAAGAGGCUCGAACUUGCGACGUGCUGUUUGAUCAUGGGGCCGGUCCAUUGACAGUGGCAAUGCGUCAUCUCAAGCUUCUCCAGGACUUGGCAAUGCAUGCGAUGCCACAUGAGGGCUUGAUCAGGAUGGAGGCCUUGCAGGGCAACACCAGUCCAAAGGCUGCCAGAAAUUUGCCAGCUGACCUUGAGGUGCUUGUGGCUUCGCAGCAGCGGGCUUUGAGCUCUCUCGAGGCCAGACUCUCGGCAUGUGAGGCUGCUUUGAGUGUCGAGGAUGCCCAGAGCAAGCCAGCCAGCAGACUGGUCGCAGCACGGGUGGCCGCACUUGAAGGAGCCCAUCAAGCUGAGGUCAACGAGCUAAGACGUGCUUUGAAUGAAGCUGUCGGUCUUUCACGAGAGCAAGACAACCUUCAUCGAAAGCACCGAACAUCUGGAAGGGAGAUGGAGCAAUUAUUUCAAAGCCUGGAGCAACGUUGCCAAAGUUUGCAAGAUACUGCUCGCAGGUUAGAGAGUGAGUUGUCCGGUUUGACAGCGUCAAUGAGCAGCAGCGAGCGGCGCGCCGCAAAUCUUCAAGACGUCGUAACUUCUUCGAGCACCGGUUUGUCGGAGAUGGCGGCCUUGUUGGAAGCCCAGGAGCGCCGCACAGUGGACCUUGCACAGGCUCUCAGCUCCGCGAGGAAGGAGCUUGUGGAGCUCACAGAGCGCCUCGACCGCUUCGAGACUUCGCGGCACAGUUUUCCCGAGCGCCGUGAUCGAGAGCUGAAAAGCCCAGCUUCGACAAGAGCGAUGGAUUCACAGGAGUCUGAUGCCAUUUGGAAGGCCUUGCGGGAACUCCAGGAGCUCGUGGUCCACGAGUCAGAGCACCGGGCAGCCGGCUUGCGCGAAGUGCUGGGAGUGGUUGGGAAAGAUGCCGAGCAGCUACGAAGCGAGCAGACGCGACAUGAAGCUGAGAUUGAGGGCCGAUGCAAAGCAGAAUCUCUCAAAAUCAAGCACCACAUCGCCGAAUCGCAGGCUCGUGUAGUUGAGCAUGAGAAACAGACCAAUCGUCUCGACAAGCGUAUGGACACUUUGUCUCAGGCUUUUGUGUGGUUGGAGGAGCAGGUCAGAGAUGCAAAUUCUGCAAGCAAAGGCUCCCCCGUGGUCCGAUCUGCAUUGAACACCAGUCCUUCAAGGACCGAUUCCCCAUCAAGGGAGGAAGGACCGAGCCAUGCGGCACUGAAGCGUCUCCAGGCGCUAGAGGCGAGGUUUGACAAGAAGACCUUUCUUCAGGCUGAGUCCCACAACGGCGACCAGCGCGUCGCGUCAAGCGCAACGGAAGAGACAUUGGAGAAGCUUCGCGGGCAGCUCGACGGUUUGCGGGCUGAGCUGAAAGCCCCAGGCGAUUCAGGUGGGCAGACGGAGGUGGCUGGUGCACAUAUAUCUCCCAGGCUGAUGCGACCUGCAGAGGUCCGAGCAGUGUCGCCUGCAAAGCUCCUGCAGGCUGCGCAACCGCCUCGUGUCGUGUACUCGUAUCAAACUGUUGCCUCCACGCCUCCCAUGCAGGCCAAGAGGGUGGCGACAGAUGGCCAAGAGUUCAGCGAGGGCGAUGAUCGGCAACCAAGAAUCAUCUACUCGUAUGGAGCUUCUCUGACCCGGGGCUCUGUGACACCGACCGCGACGGUGGGAAUCGACCUCAACAAGGAUGGCAAAGCUGACGUUCUUGUUUCCGGUACUGACCUGAACAACGACGGGUUGAAAGCGAGCCUGGCAGUUGUGCUAUCUCCGCAGGGCUAUGUUCGACCGACUGACAGCAUUGCAACGUUUGGCCAGCAAGUGAAGCGCUCCAACAUUGCCGAGAGGCAGUUUCUGGCAGCCGACGGCGCCGACGGCCGCACGGUCUUCCAGCGGGAAAGGAACCGGCUGCAGAGAAGUGUUGUGGCAGCAGCAGAUUACCGUGCUGGAAAAAGUGAGUCGGCCACGGACGAUCGUGACUUGGAAGAAAUUGAGCGGGAUGUCGAGGAGGCCAUUCAAAUUGCGGUUGCAGACGGCAAGUUCGACAAUCUAGAAGGGAAGGGAAAGCCGCUGAAAAGCCUCCUUGGCGCCGAGAACCCAUAUCUGGACCCAGCAGAUCGGAUUGGCUAUGGCCUGCUGCAGAAGCACGGCUACGCACCAGAAUGGAUCGAGCAGCAGAAGCGAAUUCACCGUGACGCAGAACACCUGGCCAGGACACUUUCAGAGGCAUGGAGAGCAAGCAGAUUUGAGCCAACAGCGGCCUUUGUCACUCAGAAGGACCGCUUUCGGCGGGAGAUUGCGCACCUCAACAAGAGAGUUCGGGACUACAACUUGAACUGCCCGGCUUCAGCGCAGAUGGUCUUCUUUGAACCUGCCGACGAGGUGCGAAAAGCCAAGCGCGAUGCAGAAAUGCGCCAUGCAAAGGCGCAGCGCUGUUGCAAGCUCACCCCACGGCAUGAGUAG
This is a messenger RNA of Symbiodinium pilosum, 2625 nucleotides long. The record is from the annotation of a GenBank genome assembly. NCBI's taxonomy places the organism in Eukaryota, Dinophyceae, Suessiales, Symbiodiniaceae.